Mobula hypostoma (lesser devil ray) is the source of this 6859-nucleotide messenger RNA. RefSeq names its product presenilin associated, rhomboid-like b (gene parlb). NCBI's taxonomy places the organism in Eukaryota, Metazoa, Chordata, Chondrichthyes, Myliobatiformes, Myliobatidae. Gene Ontology annotation, molecular function: serine-type endopeptidase activity. The transcript is spliced from 10 exons. The record is from RefSeq and is a predicted model, not a curated record. Gene Ontology annotation, cellular component: membrane. Bases 22 to 1131 code for a protein of 369 amino acids.
CGGAAGUGAACACCAACAAGCAUGGCGUCUGUGUGCUGUGCGGCGGCUGUUUCCCGGCUCCUGAGGGCGGGGAGUGCCCGGGGCAGCAGGUUAAUUUUUUAUACUGUAUCUAGACGUGGGUUUAGAAAAGCACCAAAGAAAAAUGAACCUCGGAAAGUGGAACCAGAGAAAACGGCUCAGAAAGAUUUAUCUUCGAAUGUGAACCAGAAGAGCAAAAGCAGCCUGACCCCAAUGCUGGAAGAGCCGUUCCCAUCUAAAUCAGCAUUGUCAUUCAGGCGACUCAUCAAACCCUUCGUGUUUACUGUAGGGUUCACAGGGACCACAUUUGGUGUGGCAGCCAUUUGGCAGUAUGAAACACUCAAAUCCAGAGUUCAAAGUUACUUCAAUGACCUGCGAUUGGAUUGGUUAGAAAAACAUCAACCACCUAAAGCCGGAGACAUCAGAAAGCAGGUGAACCGGUGGUGGAACAGUCUUACCGAGGGGCAACGGGCUGUCACAGGGAUUAUAGCGGUCAAUGCAUUAGUGUUUUGUCUGUGGAGAAUUCCCUCAAUGCAGUGGACUAUGGUCAGGUACUUCACCUCAAAUCCUGCUUCCAAGUCGCUGUGCCUACCUAUGGUCCUGUCAGUGUUCAGUCACUACUCGUUCUUCCACAUGGCAGCAAACAUGUAUGUGUUGUGGAGUUUCUCCUCCAGCAUUGUAUCACUUCUUGGACAGGAGCAAUUCAUGGCAGUUUACCUGUCAGCAGGGGUUAUUUCUACAUUUACUAGCUAUUUAUAUAAAACGACCACUGGCCGUUUGGGAGCAUCACUUGGAGCUUCUGGUGCAAUAAUGGCUGUACUUGCUGCAGUCUGCUCCAAAAUGCCCGAAGCAAAACUGGCCAUCAUCCUACUGCCAAUGUUCACCUUCACAGCCAGCAGUGCUCUGAAAGCUAUCAUUGCCAUGGAUACAGCAGGCUUAAUUCUGGGAUGGAGAUUUUUUGACCAUGCAGCUCACUUGGGUGGUGCACUUUUUGGAAUUUGGUACAUCUUUCAUGGCUACGAGCUGAUAUGGAAGAACAGAGAGCCUCUGGUGAAGGUGUGGCAUAACCUAAGGACUAAGGGUCCUGGGAGUGGAGGAAAUGGCCCCUCCUAGGGAAGAAGCUGCAUUUUUAAAAUAUGAUUCUUGAAUGGAUUGAGAAGAACACUGGACAGAAAUGAAAACUGGGAGGAAGAAUUUACAGCAAGAUCUGAACGCAGCUGCAAACUGCUGCAAAUUUUAACUGAUAUUGAACUAAAUACAGAACUGCACAGUGAGAAAUAAACACAUGUAUUUUGAAGAAGCAGUCUUGGGCAGACAUUUACCAACCUCAAAAUUUUAAACCUAAAUUUUUAAGCUGUUUGAAACAGAUUCAUUAUUAUUCAUAAUGCAGAUAGUCUCUGUUAAGAUUUAUGCCAUAAUGGUAAGUUGUGUAAACUCAUCCACUUUUCACCCCUCUUCUGUCAAGUGGAUGAAUUACUAAAAAAAACUAAAUUAUGUCAGGCAAAUGUAUCUGUUGUGUUUAAAAUCUGUUAUCAUGGGAUAGUCUUAAAAAUGUACGCAGUCCAGUAAUGGUUUGCCUAAUACUGAGCACGUAUUUUCAGAGUUACACAAAUCUGGAUCUACUGCCAUGACUUGCAGCAAGCUCAAAGUAUGUGCAGUGGAGAUUAAUCAGCUAAAUCCAUGCGGUUUAUUAGCAGGGUUAUGACCUCUCUGUACUGUUUUUCCAGCCAGGUGCUAUCACUUGCUGUUAGACCAUUGGCUGGCACAAUUCUCUGGAGCCAAAAGGGAAUGUUAUUAGUCACUGGUGUACUUUGUACUUUGAACUUUAAUUCAUAAUCUCAAAAUUUAACUGUGAUGAAACCAAGUUGUUCACUUCAAUCAACUCCGGAGAAGAUAUUAUGUGAGAAUUAUGGCUUAUAGUUUGCCAUCACAUUACAUAGAGGUUUCAGCUUUCUGAUAUACUGCUCAGUAAAUGGGCUUCUCCCUGCCAAAGCCCAGCCAUGCUGCCUAGAUGACAGUACAAGUCAAAAACACCUACCUAAUUUUUUUUGGGUCAUAAAGCUUUGGUGAAUUGUAUGUAUUACUCAAUGACAAGUGUGCAUCAUUAGGAAACGUUACAGUCAUUGCUGUUUUAUUUGGCAUAUCUUGUGCCUGAAAAGAAAGCAAAAAAAAGUGUUUUUUUUUUGCUUCCUUUUCAGGCACAAGAUAAAAAAGUUUAGACGAAGGGUCUUGGCCUGAAACGUUGACUGUGCUUCUUCCUAUGGAUGCUGUCUGGCCUGCUGCAUUCCACCAGCAUUUUGUGUGUGUGGUUUGUACAGCCUCAACAUAUUUUCCCAACUCUUGUUGCAGUGCCAUAGCCUAUAGAGGUGAGCAUAAUUGCCACCUUCUCUACACUUUGCACCUCUAUCACUACUUUCAGUGAGCUGUGUGUUCUUGUCACUUCAUUGAAUUUACACAAUAUAUUUCCACUAGUUGCAUCUGAGGUUACUGUGUGCACUGCAUGUUUACACAGGUUGUUUGAAGGAUAAGGACACAUCCAAUCUAAAGUAGUCAAAAUAAAAACUGCAGGCAUUUGUCUUUAAUGUUUUAAGUAAGAAGAAUGGAAUUGGGAACUGAAUGGAACAGAAUGAAAAUUUAGAUCCAGCGACAGGAUAAUUACCUUAUCUAAGCAUGUACUCAGAGGACACACUGGAGGGCUCAUCCACAGAGACAGUUUGGGCGGAGUGAUGAAAUAAGUAAGAAAGAUGCAGUAAUGCUGAAGGGAUUAUACUACAGCCCCCUUCCCCAAUAGCCAAUGAGGUAAAAGAACAGAUAUGUAGACAGAUCAUAGAAAAGUGCAGAAACAGUUUUGACUGAAAUGUUGUCAAUAAAAAAGGCUUGGAUAGGCCAAGAUUUCUUCAGUACAUCCAAGAGGGGUUCUUGCAAUAGUCUGUGGAGAGUCCAACCGGAGGAGCUGACAUACUGGGUCCGGUUUGGGGAAAUGAGCCAGACCAGGUGAUAAAGCUGAUAGACAAAACAUUUUGGAAAUGGUGACCACAAUGCUUUAUGCUUUAAGACAGUUAUGAGUAAGGAUAAAAUCAGAUCUUGCGAGAAGUUACAAAAUUGGGGGAGGGCAAAUUUUGGCAGCAUCAGAUGGGCUAAGGGGCAAUGAUUAGGAGUAGCUGCUGUCAGACUAGUCCACAUCUGAAAUAUGGGUCCAGCUGAUCAGAGUUUAGGAUCGACAAGGUCCAGUGAGUAAGGAUAAGGUUGGUAAGGUAAGGGAACCUUGGAUGACCCAAGAGGUUUUUAAUUUAGGAAGAAUAAGGAAGCAUACACAAGGUUAGAAAGCUAAAAUCAGACUGGGCCCUUGUAGAGUAUAAAGGUAGCAGGCAGGUGAUUAGGAAAGCCAAUAUGGACCAUGCAUGACCUUGAUGAGUAGGAUCAUGAAGAAUACCAAGGCAUUUUAUACUUGUAUUAAGAAAAAGGGUGAGGGUAGGUUCAUUCAAGGAUAAAGGAGGGAAUUUGUGCAUGCAGUCAGCAAGUGGCUGAGGUACUGAAUGAGUACUUCUUGUCAGUAUUUACCAAGUAGAGGAGAAGGAUUUGGAGAAUAGUGAAGGCAGAGUGGGCCUUUUGAGAUGGAGUUGGAGAAUAGUGCUUUAUCUGCUGGAAAGUGUUAAGGUGGAUAUGUCCCCAGAACCUGAUGGGAUAUAUCCCAGAAUAUUUAAAAUGCAAGUGAGAUUGCUGGAGCUUUGCAAAAGAUCUUUAUGUCAUUGCAAGUAACGUACAAGGUCUCAAAACUGGAGAAUAGUAAAUAAUGUUUUUUUUCAAUAAGGGUAAUUGUAGUCAAGUGGCCUUACAUAAGUGGUAGGGAAGCUGUUGGAGAGAAUACUGAGCAAUGGGACUUCUACACAUUUAUCAAGUUGUAGCUUUUUACAGAGUAGGUCAUGCCUUAUAAUUUUGAUCAAAGUUUUUCAGGAGAUAACCAAGGAUUUUGAUAAGAGUAAGAUAGUUGAUGUUAUCUACAUGGACUUUACUAAGGCAUUUGAUAAGGUACCCCAUUAUCAGCUGAUUGAAAAGAUAAAGAUGUGUGGGAUGUUUUGAUUCUGAACUGGCUUGCCCAUUGAAAACAAAGCGUAGAGCUGUUAUUCUGGCUGGAAGUCCGUGACCUGUGAUGUUCUACAAGGAUCACUGCUGGGACCCCUGUUUGUGAUAUAUAUUUGUGAUGCAGAUGAAAAUGUAAGUAGGGUAGAUUAGCAAAUUUGUGAAUGGGACCAAACUCAGUGGAGUUGUAGAUGGGGUAAAGGACUUUCAAAGAAUAUAAAAUGAUAUAGAUCAGUUACAAAAAUGGACAGAGAGGUGGCAGAUGGAGUUUAAUCCAGGCAAAUGUGAGAUGUUUUUUGGGAGGUCAAAUGAAAGGAAAAAUGAUACAGUAAAUGGUAGGCCCCAACUUGCUUUGAAAUAUUGAGGGAUCAUGGGAUCCAGGUCCAUAGUUCAUUGUUAGUGGCUAGAUAAGGGGAUAAAGAAGGCUUGCCUUCAUUGGUAGGAAUAUUGACUAUAAUGGUAAGCAAGUCAUGCUACAGCUAUAGCAAACUUUAGACCACAGGUGAAAUAUUGUGUGUGAUUCUGGUAGUCCCAUUACAGGAAGGAUGUGAAUACUGUAGAGGUGAUGCCAAAAAGGUUUACCAAGAUGCUGCCUUGAUUAGAUGGUAUGACCUAUAAUGAAAACUUUGACAAACUUCUGGUUGUCCUCUCUAGGAUGCUGAGGGGCUGAGGGGAGACUUGAUAGAUGCUCUUAAAAUUAUGUGGCUUGGAUGGGGACUUUGAGAUAGGGUCAACAGACAGAAUCUUUUCCUUAAAGUAGGGAUGUUAAACAUCAGAAGUCUUGCUUUUGAGGUUGGGGGAAGUUUUUUUUAAAUACUGAGUGGUAGGUGUCUACAAUUGGUCAGUAGGGGUAUUAGUUGAAGCAGGCACUUUGAGGUUGAGGCAUUUAUAGACACAUGAAUAUGGGUGAUAUCUUGGAGGAGGACGUUUAAUAUAAAUUGGCCUCAUGAUAGGCAUCCAAAAUCCACAGGAACUGAAAGUGAAAUGGGAAAACAGCAGAUAUGCAAGAAUGCACUUCUCUUAAAUGUAUUUUUGUUCUUACUCCAAUUCUCUCCCCUUCUGCUGAUUCUAGCUGGGUUUAGCACUGCAAUCACACAUCAAGAAACAAGUAGGCCUUGUGACUCCAUAAACAUGCUCUACCAGUCAAUGAAUUCAUGGACCCUCUGGUGUCGCUCCCACCUUUGUUUUCCUUUAUCCCUCUGGCCCCUUAAUCACUUUACUUUCCAGCCUCACCUUCAUAACCUACCCAUCACCGACAUCUUUCUUCCUUAUGUUCCCCACCUCCUUCCCUUUGCUCCAUAGUGUACUGUCUUCUCCGAUUCCAUUUUGUUUAGUCCUUUGCCUCUUCCACCUAUCACCUCCCAGUUUCUCUCAUAAUUCCCACUUCUCACCCAACCCCUCCUACCUACCUUCCCCCUCACCUAGCUUCACCCAUUAUCUAUUAGCUCAUGCUCUUGCCCUUUUACUUUGGCUUCUGCUUUCUUUCAUGCCCUGAAGAUGAGUCUCACCCAGCAACGUCAGCUCCAUAGAUGCUGUCUGACCUGUUGAGUUCCUCCAGCAUUUGUGUGUGUUGCUCUAGAAUUUGUAAUUCCCAUUGACAUUGUGGUUCCCCCAGUUUAUGCUCUAGCUGGAGAAGUUUGGCUCUUAAAAUGAUGCUGGUUGUUGUGUGCCUUCCUCACAAAGAAACAAUUGGCAAGAGGCAAGAAUCAGUUGAUAUUUAGAUAGAACUUAAUUAUGUCCUGCGGCUCUCUGCUUACUACAUUGCAUAUGAUAAACACAACAGAUUCUACAGAUGUGAAAAGGUUCCUCCAAGGUUUUGUGUGUAUGUGACCUAUCACCUUAUAGCUUGUCCUGCUUCCCUUCUUCUCCCCCCCACUCCCCGCCAACAUUUUUAUUCUGGUGUCUCUUCCCCCCCCCCCUCCCCCCGGCCUUCCUUUCCAGUCCUGAAGAAGCAUCUUGGUCCAAAAUAUUGACUGUUUAUUCAUUUCCAUGACACUGCCAGACCUGUUAAGUUCCUCCAGCAAUUUGUGUGUGACUUUGCAUACAACACAGUUCAAUAAAGAGUACACAAAUGAUUAAACAGAUUUUUGAUCUGAGGGAGGAACUGGGAGAACUUUUCAAAGGUUGUGCCAUUAGAUACUUUGCAUCCACUGGAAUACGCUGCCAUAUUCUCGGUUUAAUGUUCUGAAUCACUGUACAUCCAAUUUUGCUGGAUUCAAGUCCCAGUCAAUAUUAUAUGAAGAAGAAUACAGUACCACUUGAACCCAAAAGCAUCUGAUCGGUUGCUAGUGUGCUUGCUUGUCACUGGGACAUGGCAAGGACCUGGUGCAGUGAAUACAAUCUAUUAAUGAAGAAGGCUGAGAUUAGCAGCAUUUGAGUAGGUUUUCUCCAUCACAGAGAUUCCAUGGAGCUGCUUUGUUUGCACCCUGUGUUACCGUAUAAAAGAAAUUUCAUGAGAUUUUAGUAAAGCUGUAUUGUCAUGUUGUGUAAUUUAUAUUGAUAUGACAUUAUGAAAUGAUGAUUUCUUGUUUUUUUUUAAAAAAAGUGAUCAUUUGACCACUUUUCAGUCCAAACCGUUACCUCAUCAAGGUCAGUUGAAGUUCGCAGUACAGAUUAAAUGCAAUAACAUUAGACACUUUUAAAUGAAAAUUCUUAGCAUGAUUAUCUGUAAAUAUGAAACAAAGUAGAUAGCUAGUUGCUGCAGAAAGAAGUAGAAGACAGACAAACAUUCUAUUGUACUCGACUGAAAAUUUCAAUUAAA